This is a messenger RNA of Biomphalaria glabrata, 2755 nucleotides long. RefSeq names its product low-density lipoprotein receptor-related protein 4-like. Lineage: Eukaryota; Metazoa; Mollusca; Gastropoda; Planorbidae. Gene Ontology annotation, molecular function: protein binding. The transcript is spliced from 9 exons. Gene Ontology annotation, cellular component: plasma membrane. Bases 920 to 1876 code for a protein of 318 amino acids. The record is from RefSeq and is a predicted model, not a curated record.
GUAGGACGUAAUCAUCUUCUUUUUUUGAACUAAUGUCUGUAUUAUAUAAAAUAAGAUACCUACGACUAUUCCAUAUAUUUAAAACAUUCUCUGGCCUUCAAAGACAAAUCAAAUAAAAAAAAAACGUUUUUAAAAAUUGCUUUUGCAGUUUGUUUUAAAUAGAGCGCCUACUUGAUCUAUCUUUUGUAAUCGCUUUAUUAUUUAUUUGCCAUUUUUUUAAUCAAUUUUUUUAUCGUUUUAAGUUAUAUUCAAGAGAUCGAUUUAUUACCUAAAACGUCUCAUAGUGAGUAGUUUUAGACAACAAACCACAGAGUGAAGAAAGGAUUAUUUUCUUUUUUCUUUCCAAUCAAGUUACUUUUAAAACUAGGCCACGCAACUCUAACAUUUUAAAGUCUCAUUACUUUAAUCAGAACAUGAAAAUAUACACACAAGCACACACACACACUAACACACGUCUACUCACUCUAACAGAUACCUUUGACUUUGAAUGUCACAAAAUGAAGCGCUUGUAAUAAGGAAGUGAAUUGUUCUACUCAUCCUUCAUUUGAAACCCUAAGACAAUAUUCUGUACAGAUGAUGUUUGACUAGAGAGACCGAGUGUAACAAUCAAACUUAAAACAUCAACCUAAAUACGUGUACUGUGUGAUGUCUGAUUGGUUUGUUUUGACUAGAACGGAGAUAGUUGUUCCUAGUAAUACAGGCAGUAGCCUGGAAAUGUAUGAACUAAAUAUAUGAUGAAGUGUAUUUGGGCCUCACUUUCAUAAUCCCAAAGAAAGUUAAAAGGGUGAAAAAAAGAAGUUUAUAAUUCUAUGGAACAAAGUUUGGACAUUUGUGUUUAUCUCGUAUUUUUGAUAGCUCAUCGGUUUGUUGCUAAUCCUAUCUAGGCACGUGUAUAUCUGGGAGGUACCGGUGUGAUGGGAUGGUCUCCUGUGACGACUACAGUGACGAGGCAAGGUGUGUAAACUGUUCGUCCUAUGCCUGGCAAUGUAAGAAUGGUGACUGCAUCACGUUACCGUACAGAUGUGAUGGGUUCAGUCACUGCACAGACAGUAGUGACGAAAGGAACUGCUCUGUCUGCGCUGUAUAUUCCUGGCGAUGUGCUAAUGGUCAGUGUAUUCGAGAAGGCUAUCGCUGUGAUGGCUUGAGUGACUGUGACGAUAGCUCAGACGAGACAAACUGCACUGUAUCAACUGAUAACAAAUGCAGAUGCAAGAAAGGCAAAUGUACUGACAUCAACUAUAAAUGCGAUGGAGUCAACGAUUGUAAAGACAGAAGAGAUGAAGGAAACUGCGGUACAUUUUGGUUUAAGUUUUGGCAACACUAUGGAACAGUCAAAUGUUCCAGAAAUGCCUGGCCAUGUGCCAGUGGAAGGUGCAUCAGUGAAGGCAAGCGAUGUGACUGUCUCAUCGAUUGUAUUGAUGGCAGUGAUGAGAUGAACUGUACACACUGCUCUCCUUCUGCCUGGACAUGUGACAAUGGUAAAUGUAUCCUGAUGAUGUACCGGUGCAAUGGUCUCGAUACUUGUGGCGACUCGAGUGAUGAACUAAACUGCGACAUGUGUUUUCAUGGUGCAUGGCGGUGUGCUAAUGGGAAGUGCAUACUGAACAAAUACCGCUGUGAUGGACACAACUUUUGUGGCGACAACAGCGAUGAGUGGAACUGUGAUCAACCCACCGUGGAGAAAAGAACUAAACCGUCCACGUCUUUACAAGCCAAUGAGACACACCUUGUUACGACAUCAUUUCUGUUUGAAACUGUUGUUCCGGUUAGAAACGCAGAAAUCUAUCUCUACAUUGUUGGAGCAGUGGUCUGCGUAUUGAUCUUAAUAUUGGUGACUGUAGUAGCAGUCCAUCUAAAAUUUCAAAAAAGAGGUUAGUAUUAAUUUAUAUCAAUAGACUACUUCAGCCAUAACUAUGUUCUGCUAGAGGCUGGUGUUGACAGUAUAGAAGCACUUCUUACCAUCUACUACUGCGCUGGGUUGGAUUCCUAUAUCACAUGGUGCAAAUAGCAAUCUUUUUUGGCGAGCCUAAAGGAGGACGAUGUAAGAUAGGUGCUACCAGAAGCGCUAUGAAGAUCAAUUCAUGCGCCAUUUUGCCCUCAUUGGAAUGGAGGAAUGCAGCUGGCAUUCUGUGAAAGAGACUGCUGGAGAGCUCUCACGAAGUCACUCUCAUGAGUCACUCUUUUGAAACCAAUAGCAGGGACAUAGCCGAGGAUAGGCGCAGACGAAAUUAAAAAUUAAACUUCAAUCGACACCCUCAUUUGAUGGGGCCAACUAUAGGUCGCAACCGGGUUAGCGUGGUCAUGAGAAAUAAUACACUCAUUCCAUAAUCUUCGGACUCGUAGACAAUGCCUUACUAUUAUAACAAUCAACGUUUGCUAAGUCCUAGACAUGCUUUUUGGACUAUGUUGAAAGGCGAUGCACUCGUGACAUAAAAAGAUUUAAACGCACACGAACGUAGCUAAAGCACCUCAUACGGUCCAAUCAAGCGCAAGAGUUUCUUUAAUUUAAUAUAACAAGAGAGUAAACCCCAUAUGUGGAAAAAUUAAGUUCUGAAUUGGCUGAUUAGCAAAGAAAAUUCCGAAUGUUUUCCAAUGUCCUCACCUAGCAGCCUUGUUCUUCUUGAAAGUACUCCCUUGUAGACGUUUCCUUUCCUCUUGCUCAACCAUGGAACUAUACUAACCUUCUACACGUAGGCAGGGAGAUGAUGAUGCCUAUACCAUUAGCUACUUAUCCCGGAUUUUUCCAGAUUGGUUC